Brassica napus (rape) is the source of this 2854-nucleotide messenger RNA. RefSeq names its product homeobox-leucine zipper protein HDG2. Gene Ontology annotation, molecular function: DNA binding; DNA-binding transcription factor activity, RNA polymerase II-specific; lipid binding. Gene Ontology annotation, biological process: regulation of DNA-templated transcription. The transcript has 11 exons. NCBI's taxonomy places the organism in Eukaryota, Viridiplantae, Streptophyta, Magnoliopsida, Brassicales, Brassicaceae. The record is from RefSeq and is a predicted model, not a curated record. Bases 321 to 2480 code for a protein of 719 amino acids.
CUCAAUACCCUCUGCCAUUACUUCUCUCUCAAUACCCUCUGCCAUUACUUCUCUCUCACUUUCCUCUCUCUCUCUCUCUAAGAUUUGUACCUACCUUUCAAACACUUCGCCAAAAACCGCUUCACAAAACCAUCACUGGUUUUCCGGCAAACAAAUCUCGGACCAGACAUCGAUAUCGAUAUCGAUUCACUCCUCUCUCUCUCCCUCUAGGGUUUCUUCGCUUCUUCCUCGCAGUUUCAUUUGCAUAUGAAUUUCUCAACAACAUUAAAGAGGAAGAAUUGAGGUUAAAGGGUUUGCUUUCAGUUUCCAGCAUAAACAAGAUGUUCGAGCCAAAUAUGUUGCUUGCAGCUAUGAACAACGAAGAUAGCAAUAACCACAACUACAACCAUGAAGUCAACAACAAUAACAAUGAAGGAUUUCUUCGGGACGAUGAAUUCGACAGUGCGAAUACUAAAUCGGGAAGUGAGAAUCAAGAAGGAGGAUCAGGAAAUGAUCAAGAUCCUCUUCAUCCCAAUAAGAAGAAACGAUAUCAUAGACACACACAACUUCAGAUCCAGGAGAUGGAAGCAUUCUUCAAAGAGUGUCCUCACCCGGAUGACAAGCAAAGGAAACAACUGAGCCGUGAAUUGGGUUUGGAACCUCUUCAGGUCAAGUUCUGGUUCCAAAACAAACGCACCCAAAUGAAGAAUCACCACGAGCGACAUGAGAACUCGCAUCUUCGGGCGGAAAACGAGAAGCUUCGAGGAGACAACCUUAGAUAUCGAGAGGCUCUUGCAAACGCUUCUUGUCCUAAUUGUGGUGGUCCAACUGCCAUUGGAGAAAUGUCCUUCGACGAACACCAACUCCGUCUCGAAAAUGCUCGAUUAAGAGAAGAGAUCGAUCGAAUAUCAGCCAUAGCAGCCAAGUACGUAGGAAAGCCAGUCUCAAACUAUCCUCUCAUGUCUCCACCUCCUCUUCCACCACGUCCUCUAGAACUCGCCAUGGGAAAUUUUGGAGAUGUUUAUGGAAACAACCCAACAGAUCAGUUCAAGUGCAUCACUGCACCAACAGAAUCUGAUAAACCAGUGAUCAUCGACUUAGCCGUGGCUGCAAUGGAAGAGCUCAUUAGGAUGGUUCAAGUGGACGAGCCAUUGUGGAAUAGUUUGGUUUUCGACGAAGAAGAAUAUGCACGGACGUUUCCUAGAGGAAUCGGACCUAAACCAGCUGGAUUUAGAUCCGAAGCCUCACGAGAAAGCGUGGUUGUGAUCAUGAAUCAUAUUAAUAUCGUUGAGAUUCUCAUGGAUGUGAAUCAAUGGUCAAUGGUGUUUGCGGGGAUGGUUUCUAGAGCGAUGACGUUAGCUGUUUUAUCGACUGGAGUUGCAGGAAACUAUAAUGGAGCUCUUCAAGUGAUGACUGCAGAGUUUCAAGUUCCAACACCGUUAGUACCGACCAGGGAAACGUAUUUCGCACGUUACUGUAAACAACAAGCAGAUGGUUCAUGGGCUGUUGUGGAUAUUUCCUUGGAUAGUCUCCAGCCAAAUCCACCGGUUAGGUGCAGGCGGCGAGCUUCAGGGUGUUUGAUUCAAGAAAUGCCUAAUGGAUACUCCAAGCUGACUUGGGUGGAACAUGUGGAAGUUGAUGACAGAGGAGUUCAUGAUUUGUAUAAACACAUGGUUAGUACUGGUCACGCCUUUGGUGCUAAACGCUGGGUAGCUAUUCUAGACCGCCAAUGCGAGAGGUUAGCUAGCGUCAUGGCUACAAACAUUUCUUCAGGAGAAGUUGGCGUGAUAACUAACCAAGAAGGGAGGAGGAGUAUGCUGAAACUGGCGGAGAGGAUGGUUAUAAGCUUUUGUGCAGGAGUGAGUGCUUCAACAGCUCACACUUGGACUACAUUGUCUGGUACAGGAGCUGAAGAUGUUAGAGUGAUGACUAGAAAAAGUGUGGAUGAUCCUGGAAGGCCUCCGGGUAUUGUUCUUAGUGCAGCUACUUCGUUUGGGAUCCCUGUUCCUCCAAAGAGAGUUUUUGACUUCCUCAGAGAUGAGAAUUCAAGAAAUGAGUGGGAUAUUCUGUCAAAUGGUGGAGUUGUACAAGAGAUGGCACAUAUUGCUAAUGGGAGAGAAACAGGAAACUGUGUUUCCCUCCUUCGUGUAAAUAGUGCAAACUCUAGCCAGAGCAACAUGCUGAUUCUACAAGAGAGUUGCACUGACCCUACAGCUUCAUUUGUGAUCUAUGCACCAGUGGAUAUUGUAGCGAUGAACAUAGUGCUUAAUGGAGGUGAUCCAGACUAUGUAGCUCUUCUUCCAUCAGGUUUUGCUAUACUUCCUGAUGGUAAUGCGAAUGGUGGAGGAGAAGGAGGGUCGUUGUUGACGGUUGCUUUUCAGAUUCUGGUUGACUCGGUUCCAACGGCUAAGCUGUCUCUUGGAUCUGUUGCAACUGUGAACAAUUUGAUUGCUUGCACUGUUGAGAGGAUCAAAGCUUCCAUGUCUUGUGAGACUGCUUGAAGAAACACAGAGAGGAUGAUUCGGUUGAAGAGAGUUUUUUGGUGUUGAAAGGGGGAGGAGUCAAGAGCGAACCUUACAAGAUAUACCAUUGAGUAAGGUUAUGGAUUGUAGUGUUAAGUUUUGCUCUGCUUAUUUGUUGAAACUAUAAGCAGUGACAAAACUUUUUACUUGAGAGUGACAAUGCAAAUGGUGUAAAGAGGUUCGGGAAUUGACUUCCCUUGCAACAUACUUGGUCAGAGAUGCUUUUCAACUUGUUUUUUUUUUUGUGUCACUUCUUUCAAAGCUUUUGGUUAGAAAGACCUUAAUCAAGAAUUUGAAGUUUGUAUUCUUUUGGGUUUAAAUUUUGUUUAUAUUGAAAGUAUUGUUUUAUUUCU